AUGGAACAGAAAACACAAAAUAACCCUACCAUUACUACUUCUACAUUCACCGGUGUCAUGGAACUCUCUAAAAUGGGAGCUGCUUCUGUUCCUUCUUCUUACAUUCUUCCUCCAGCUUACCGGCCCAACCUCGGUACUAUCAAUGAUCCUGAGCCGCAUUUGGCCCCUAUUGACAUGUCUUUAUUCCAACAGCCACAUCGACGACCUCAAAUCUUGGAAGAGAUACGCCUCGCCUGCAAGGAGCUAGGGUUUUUCCAGGUUAUCAACCAUGGAAUACCUCCGUCGGUGAUGAGCGGUGCCCUAGAUGCCGCCACUGAGUUUUUCGAUCUGCCACAGGAAGAGAAGCUCACCUUCGCAUCAGGUGAUGUCAAUGAACCUGUAAGGUAUGGAACCAGCCUAAAUCAACUCAAGGACAAGAUUCACUUCUGGAGGGACUUCAUCAAACAUUAUUCUCAUCCAAUUUCAAAAUGGAUUGAUGCAUGGCCAUCAAAUCCACAGAAUUACAAGAAACAAAUGGGCGACUACACUCAGGCCGUGUAUAUGUUACACAAGCAGCUGGUGGAAAUAGUAUUUGAGAGUUUAGGGCUAGGCCCUAAAUACAUAGAUGAAGACAUUGAGAAAGGAUCACAAGCCAUGGCUGUGAACUGCUAUCCAAGAUGUCCUCAACCAGAUCUGGUACUAGGAAUCCCACCUCACAGUGACUAUGGGUACCUGACAAUCAUACUUCAAAGCCAGCAAGGGUUAGAAAUUAUGGACUGCGACAACAGAUGGUGUCGGAUUCCAAUCCAAAAAGGAGCCUUGGUGAUUCAGAUUGGAGAUCAACUAGAAAUAAUGAGCAAUGGUCAAUACAGGAGUCCCAUCCACAGGGCCACAGUCAACACAGAGAGCAAUCGUAUUUCAAUUGCAAGCCUUCACAGUCUAGCUUUAGACCGAAGGGUAGCGCCUGCACUAGAGCUUGUGAAUGAACAGAAUCCUCCCUUAUAUAGACAAGGGAGCUUCACUGAAUUUCUCGACUUCCUUUCUAAAAAUGAUGUCAUGGAACGGAGGUACUUAGAUACUCUGAAAAUUAAUCUAUGA
Oldenlandia corymbosa var. corymbosa is the source of this 1077-nucleotide messenger RNA. The record is from the annotation of a GenBank genome assembly. NCBI's taxonomy places the organism in Eukaryota, Viridiplantae, Streptophyta, Magnoliopsida, Gentianales, Rubiaceae.